GCCCACGUCCCCCCACCUAUUUGUAGCCGCGCUCCUCCUCCCUCCUUAUCCUCCCAGUGACUCACCCUCCGCUCCUCCUCUCCCCCUUUAUAGCCGCUGCGCGGCGUUUGAUCCUCCAUCGCCAACGCACCAGCACAACCGAUCGCUGAUCUCAGAUCACCUGCUUCUCUCCUUGCUCCGUUUGGUCUGCUCUGAUCGGCAUGGCGACCCAGAUGAACGCGUACGUGAUGUUCCGCCGCGCCGCGGAGAUGAUGAUGGUGGCGCCGCCCAGGGCCGCCUACGACGAGCAGGACGAGGACAUCGGCUCCGCGUCCGACUCCGAGUGCACGUCGCGGAGCUCGACGUCCUCUUCCUCCGACCUCGCCGACGACGCCAGCUCCUCGUCCUCCUCGAGCUCCGGUGACCACUUCGAGAUGUCCGCCCUCAUGACGCAGCUCCCCAUCAAGAGGGGAUUGUCCUUGUUCUUCGACGGCAAGUCGCAGUCGUUCGCGUCGCUGGCGGCCGUGGCCUCCCUGGAGGACCUGGCCAAGCCGGCCAAGAAGCGCCUCAAGCCGUCGCGGAGCUGUGAGGGCGGCCUUGACGCGCACCGUGGCAGGUUCCUCUCGCUGCGCCGGCAUUGCCCCAAGGCCGCCGCCGCAAGGAAGGCGUCCGCGAGGGCCGCCCUCUCAGUGCUUGGCACCUCGCCGAGGACGGCGAGGCUGGCCGCCAACGCCCUCAUCUUUAGCUAGGAGUUUCUGGCUGUACUACGCCUUGUUCUGUUCCACUGUUGGUGUUCUUUAUAGAGGGAGAUUGUAUUAGAAACCCACGGCUGAAUUAGAAUGGUUACUUCAAUGGAAAUACCAUGCAACUUCAGCACAUUCUGGCUUGAA
This is a messenger RNA of Triticum dicoccoides, 869 nucleotides long. RefSeq lists its product as uncharacterized. Lineage: Eukaryota; Viridiplantae; Streptophyta; Magnoliopsida; Poales; Poaceae. The record is from RefSeq and is a predicted model, not a curated record. The transcript has 2 exons. The coding region runs from base 201 to 728 and encodes 175 amino acids.